AAAUGUUUAUGAAUGUACAACUUAUAGAAGGACUUUUAUAACACCAAGCCAGCAUCUGAAGAAGGAGAAAUAAUCUCAUCAUUUAGUGUAAUGUGAGCUGUAUAAACUGAGAAGAGGGGGGUCCAGAAUACUCCCCUAGGAACACCCUUUGGUAACUCUGACCAAGAAUUUUUUUUAAAAAAGAAAGAGUACAGUACCUUUUAUCCCGAAGAAUUCCAGUUUAGCUAGGAGGAGGAAAUGAUCGAAGGUGUCGAAUGCUUUGCUAGAGUCCAAGAGUCCAUUAGUAACAUGAAGCAAGACAGAAGUAGUGACGAAGUUGUUUAGCUGCAAUUUUUUCAAUAAUCUUUGGAACGGGUAUAACUUCAGCUUGCUUCCAUGAGUCCGGAAGAACCCCGGUCAGCAGACACUUGGUAACAAGGAAAGUAAUAUGAUCGACUAAAUGUGGAGUAGUCAAAAGAAUCAUUUUUAUAUCAAUAUUGUCUGAGCCAUGAGCGUCAGUUUUAAUACUAAUUAAAGUUUUUUUAACUUCCUCAGAGUAAACUUUAGCAAAACGGAAUGAAUUAGAAUUAGAACGAAAUUGUUUAUUAAUAUAAUUUGCCGACACAAACCCCGCAUCAAUACCACCAACAGCUCCAACAGAAGUAAAAGCAACUUUAAAACUAUGAGGAUAGCCAAAAUUGUUUUCCAACAUUAAAGUAGGAUUACUGUGCACUCGAAGUCUCCUCAAAGAACGUGUAAGGAUAAUCAAAUAAAACAACGUAGUGUUACGGGGUCUUGUCAGAUAUGACGUAAUAAUAUAAAUAUCCUAACAUACGCCAAAAUCUAUCGCACUUAUUUAAUUCAAGUAAAUACAAAACUCCAGUUCCAAAAUAAGUGAAUGUGAUGUUUUGUGUCAAUGUCAAACUUGUCUUACUGAAACACACGUUGACAUACCACUCAAAUGGAUUCUACCGACAUUGUUCAGGUUUUAUUUUCUAACAUAUUUUCGAAAUAUUGUGUUGAAUUAUCCCAAAAAGCGACAGAUUUUAAAAGAAAAAAAAUAUUUCUAUUCUCUUGUGCUUCUGAGUUUCCGGUAAAAAGCGCUUGUAGUUUAUGACGUACGUAUGAAUUGUUGCAGGGCGAUAAGCACAAGCGGAAUUCGUUACUUGUAUCAACGUUUGCCAAUAAAAUAAGUACGUACAAAAUAACCGGCCGUUUGUUAUACAGAAGUUACAACACACAACCUUUCACAUGACGCGCACACGACAGUCAAGUACAGAGACAAGAAAAUCAAAAUAUCUACGGUACUGAGAGGCAAAGAUAAAGAGACGUAAACGCAAUAUGUAUUGCAUAUUACUUAUACAAAUAAAUGUACCUAACACGCAAAGUAUUGUAUUCCAACAUAAAUAAAAUAAAUAAUUCAUAAGUUUUAAUUUUAUUAAACUCUAACAAACCUUUACUUAAAAUGGUGUUCGACAUAUAGUUUUACAUGGAUUGACUAGGAUGAAAUCAGUACGGUUUCUAAUGUUAUAGUCAUGAACAUUCUUAAAGUAAUUAACCCUACUAUCAAUGUAUAGCGGAAUCAUUUUAUUUUUUAUCUUAAACAUUUUGUGAGAACUUCUCAUUAUAUAAUCACAAUGUGCAUCAGAAUUUAAUUGUGAAUCUAAUACAAUUCCCAAAUAUUUUAGAUGUUUCUCAUACUGCAAAUUAACGCCAUUUAUAUUAAUAUUAACACUCUCCAGAUCCAAACCUCUAAAUCUGUGUUUUUUGCCAUACAAACAGAACUUCGACUUCAUGACAUUAAUGCUAAGAUUAUUAUUGCAAAGCCAUACAAAUACUCGAUACAUGUCAUCAUUGAUAUCUCGCUGCAUUUCUUCGAUAUUCUUACUAACGACCCCUAUCGUCGGCAAAUAAUGUAAUUUUGCUGUUUUUCACAACUUGAGCUAGAUCAUUAAUAUACAGAAGAAACAAUAAUGGCCCCAAAACGGUCCCCUGUGGUACCUCAUGAUCCACCAAGAUAGACUCAUACUUUUCCUUUUGGUGUUCUGCCAGAUAAGGAAGAUUUUAGCCAAUCUAGGGCUAAGUGCUAAGACCACCAAAGAUGACUCCCAUUUCUCUGCGUUAGUUUUUGACUGUAUCCCCGUAUUCCAAAGGCAUAUCAAUACUUUACCAUAAUUAAACACUUUCAACAAAAAAUUGUAAUUCUUGUCGAGAGCUUCUUCUGCAUUUUUAAUCUUACCGACUUUACAAUUAAUAAUGAAUACAAGCAAAGCCACCUAAGUAUUAUUUUGUUUUUAUAAAAAUCUAUUUACUUAUCUGGUUUUUUCCUUCCUCCGAGCUUAUUUUUUAACGGAGUUUGCAAAUUUUGGUGUCAAAAUGUUGCAAAAAAAGUACCGGUUUUUGUUCCCACUAGGGUGCUAUUUGAAAAAACUAGAUUAUCCUAAAAAAUUCAUAGUUCAUUGCCAUUAGACAAGUGAAGAGAAGUUUAGUUUACAAUUUUUCCAAUGAUCGGAUGACCCGGUAAAUAGUAUUUAUGAUGGAUCCUAGACACAAUUUUCAAAAAUUAAAAAAACAAAAAAAAGGGGAAAAGGGGAAAAUGAUCUCCUGAAUCCAAAAAUGCAAAAAAAUAUAGGAUGGGCCGUUUAAAAUUAGAAAGUUACUGUCGUUUCCGCUCAAACCGACCAUUUACUACAUAUUGUCAAAAAAUUGGACAUUCAGCCUAUAUUAACCCUUUCAAAUUUCAAAUCACUAUCUCAAGCCGUUUAAAAGUUAUAGAGUGUUCCCGCUUUCUUGUGUCACCCGGUAUAUAGUACCGGUAAAAUUCCGUACGCCCGCCACUGGUGAAUUUAAAAAAAAAAUGUGAUAGAUAUAAGAAUGUGACCAAUUGCUUUUGAAUAGGAUUAUCCAAGGGCGGUCAUUAACAUACAAUGCAACAACAUUAUUCCCUAAAGUUUCGGAAUUUAAAUUCAGGUAAAAUUGUGGUCCGUAAUAGAAAAUAAUGUUAUACCUACCUAUGUUUAAUAUUCUUUGAUUUGAUAUACUACUUAGUUUAAGUUUAUUAGUAAUCAUUCUUAUUUCGUGUGUUGAAUCGUGUGCGAAUUAUGCAAAAUAUUCGCACACGCAUUCCUCUUGAUACUUAAUACAUGUAUGCCAAAUUCCAUUGAAAUAUCCAAAGUGGUAUUACAGAUAUAAAAAAUACAAUUUAUUUUUGAACAUUUCAACACCCUGUAUCUGAAAGGUUUUGGUUAAUUUAGUUUAGUUAUUAAAAUUUUUUGUUGUUAAAAUUGCCCCAAAUAUCGCGCCUUAAUUAUUGACGUUCGAUUAGAAACCACCCUGUAUUUGACAUUCACAAGUUUCGCAAAAGUCCAUUCAAAUUGAAUAGUUUAAUGGACUGAUAUUUCAAUACGAUGAAAGCUCACAGGCGCAUAUCUACAUUAUCAGCGAUUCUCACGUAAAUAUUUGCUCAACUAAGAGGGACGACUACGUAAGCAAAUAAGCUUCCAUAUAAAAAUCAAUGCUACUGAUAAGUUGACGCGAAGUACACCUUCGUUAGUAAAAUAUUGACACACGGUGGCCCGAACUAAAAAAAAUAAAUGUAAAGAAGUUUCUUGAGCACAGUCGACAUGAAUGACACGUACGACGAUGACUAUGACGGGUUCAAUAUCAGCGGUCAAGAUAUUGAAUAUAUGGGAGGGAUUGAUUACCAAAGCGAGGUGUUCCCGAACACUAUUUGGUACACUAAAGGCCCCCAUGAACUGAUUAUAUUUUUGGCUACGUUUUUACCGGUCGUUUCUAUAGGACUGACAGGAAACAUAUUGGUGAUAUAUGUGUUAGCAACCGACAGGCAUUGCAGAAACCCGACCAAUCUUCUAAUCGGUAACAUGGCGGUGGCAGACAUGUUCUCGUUAGUAUUGCAUCCGUGGGUGAUUUUCGUAUACAACUACUUCCAAAAUUACCAGCUCGGACCCGUGGGAUGCAAGGGAGAGGGGGCGUUAGAAUGCACCAUCCUGAUUGCGAGUGUCAUAAGCAUGUCUGCCAUCACUUACGACAGACUUACGGCUAUCGUGUUGCCGAAUGAAACCCGCAUCAACAAAAGCCGAGCCAAAGUAAUUAUGGCCCUGACCUGGUUAAUAGGCCUUACACUUUCGAUACCUUUAAUAAUUUACAGAACAUAUAAGGAACGCAUAUGGCUAAAUUUUGACGAAAAAUACUGCAACGAACACAUCAUAGUGACGAACAUGUACUGGUUCGUGAUCAUAACAGUACUGGUACUGAUUCCGCUCACCAUCCAGAUCAUAUGCUACACCUCGAUCUUCAUAAAGCUGAACAAAUACGAAAAAAUCAUAGCGAAAUCGUUUCAAUUCCACCAGUUGGGUUACAAGCGGAGCGCUGCCAAAAUGAUUUUCAUAGUGAUAGUGACAUUCAUGGUAUGCCGUAUUCCGUAUAUGGCUUACAUCUUCUACCGCCAUCGGCAAGUGAAAGGAUCAUCGUCCGGUACAAUAUCCGACGUUAAAAACCAGGCAAAUGGUUUAUAUCACACAUUAUGGUACGCAUCCAAAUAUCUCCUGAUUGCCAACGCGGCCGUCAAUCCGCUCAUCUACGGCGUGACAAAUUUGGCGUUUCGGAACGCGUUUCGAAGAACUAGGCUGUUCAAGUGUCUUCUGUCGGAACGCGCGAAAACGUUCCAAAAAAAACAGAAAUCGGCCCGAAUCCAUAAUGGCGUCAAAACCGGCAACAUAUUUCACAUACUGAGGAAACGACGUAACCCCGACGCAUCGAAAAUAGUCGCGCACCCCCAAAGUUACCAGACGAAACUAUAAACGUACGAGGUGUGUUCAAUAAGUAAGGUGACUUUUAAGUUUUAUCAAAAAUUAUUUAUUUCCGGCGAUUUUUUCUUUAUCUCCUUAAUCGUUCCAAACCUCCUGUCUUUCAUGAAUUUCUUGAGUUUUGGGAACAGGAAAAAGUCGCAGGGGGUCAAAUCCGGUGAACAUGGUGGCCGAGGCAUGAUUGUCGUUUUGUUUUUGGCCAAAAAGUUGGAUAUAAGCAACGAUAAGUGAGCAUAACUUUAACGUAAUACUCUUUGUUGACCUUAUGACCUUGUGGUAAGACCUCUUGAUGUACUACGCUACGAUAAUCAAAGAAAAAAGUAACCAUUUGUUUCACUUCUUCAACGCUUUCAUCAGUUAUACGUGUUCGGCCAUCUUGGAACAGCUUGUACCACUUAUUAACUUUUUUUUUGUCAAAGUAGUUUCGCCAUACACCGUUGUCAUCCUUUCAAGUGUUUUGCAGAUAUUUGAAAUUUGAAAUAUCGGGAUUAAAACCGGCAUUAUUAAUCAAAAAUUUAAUAGUUAUAUUUUGACUCACCUCAGUUGUUAUAUUCACUUGUUAACAAAUAAUAUAUGAAAUCCCAUAAAUAUUGUUCUGAAAUAAGUAGAUAUUAUUUAUUUUAUUACACAGAGAGUAGGAGUAUAUAAAUACAAAAAAAAACGAGAACUUUAUUAAAGUAUAGAAAGCCAAAAAACAAAAAACAUUAAAAGAUAUAUAAAGAAAUUAAAUUUUAAUACCAAGAAAUUGUUUAUCUUAAAAAAAAUUCUUAUUAAUAAUUAAUAUUAUUUUAGAUUUAUAUUGUGCAUAAAUUCGAUUUUUAUCAACUAAUGUAAUACCAAAAUACCGGCAUUUUUACAUAAAUAACGGUUUUUAAUAACGGACAAAAAUCGUCCCGUAUUUGCAACGCCGUGUUCAAUUUUUUAGAUGAAAUUUUAUGCAAUUUUUUUUUGUAACAGCACAAAAUCACCGAGCACAUACUAACGCUUCCGUCUCACAAAAAAAAAGUAAACAUACGUUUGGGGCAUGCAUACCGACAUAACAAAAACGGUCACUUUACUUUGUGAACACACCUCGUAUGUCGGAGAUGUGUCAUUUUGACUGUCGAACG
Cylas formicarius (sweet potato weevil) is the source of this 5914-nucleotide messenger RNA. Its product is annotated as substance-K receptor-like. Gene Ontology annotation, cellular component: membrane. Gene Ontology annotation, biological process: G protein-coupled receptor signaling pathway. Lineage: Eukaryota; Metazoa; Arthropoda; Insecta; Coleoptera; Brentidae. The record is from RefSeq and is a predicted model, not a curated record. The transcript has 7 exons. The coding region runs from base 3603 to 4799 and encodes 398 amino acids. Gene Ontology annotation, molecular function: G protein-coupled receptor activity.